CAUUUUCAACUGUACGUAUUAUCUCAAAAUUGCCAAUAAUAAAUUAAUAAUGAAUAAAUAAAAAUAUAAAAUUUCCUUUGGGUGAAGAAAACGCUAUCAAGCACCAAAAGUAUCUUUAUUGCCCUCACUCUCUCUUUUUCUCUGAAAUUUUCUCUCUCUACCAAUUUGUUCUGCCGCCCAACGCCAUGACUGCCCCCUCUGCAUCCGCUCGCAAGGCGCUGAGCAAGAUCGCGUGCAAUCGGCUGCAGAAAGAGCUGGUCGAGUGGCAGGUGAAUCCGCCGGCGGGUUUCAAGCACAAAGUCACUGAUAAUCUUCAAAGAUGGGUGAUUGAGGUCAACGGUGCCCCAGGUACCCUUUAUGCAGGGGAGACUUAUCAGCUUCAGGUCGAUUUUCCGGAGCAUUACCCAAUGGAGGCACCGCAGUUAUGGAGCUUCUUGUUUGUUGUUCAUUGGGCAGAUAUUCUAUAUGACUCUUGGUCCCCAGCUAUGACUGUAAGUUCGAUUUGCAUCAGCAUCCUAUCUAUGUUGUCAAGCUCCCCAGUUAAGUCUACUUACAUCUGGGGGCCCAUGCAGCAACGGCCAGCUGACAACGACCGUUAUGUGAAGAACUGUAAGAACGGGCGAUCUCCCAAGGAGACGAGAUGGUGGUUCCAUGAUGAUAAAGUGUGA
Messenger RNA from Striga asiatica, 668 nucleotides. The record is from the annotation of a GenBank genome assembly. Lineage: Eukaryota; Viridiplantae; Streptophyta; Magnoliopsida; Lamiales; Orobanchaceae.